AUGCGUGGCGUUGUCGGACUGGGGCAGGCAUACAAUGUCUCCGUUAUCGACGUACCUAUUCCUACCAUCCUCAAUGCAACUGACGUCAUUGUUCGUAUGAAUAUGAGCGCAAUCUGCGGAUCGGACAUGCAUUUCUAUCAUACCGAGUCAGGGUCGCCGGAAUCACCGUGGUACUAUGGUCAUGAAGGUAUCGGCUACGUUACCGAGAUCGGUGACGCUGUGCAGUUCUUGAGCGUCGGCGACUAUGUGGUCAUCCCCGACAACGUCGACAGCGGACACUACACUCCGGGGCCGAACAUUUUCGAUCCGUCUUUGACCUUUGGCGCAGGACCGGAAGGAUUGGACGGAAUGCAAACGGAUUACACAAGAGUACCGUUUGGAGAUAGGUCUUUGAUACCUGUACCUGUCAAUGCCAGCACCGACGAGUCAACCCUGAUCGACUACUUGUUCGUUUCGGAUAUCUUUGCGACCGCUUGGAGUGGAGUCACCUUCUCUGGAUUUGUCGAAGGAGACACUGUUGCCGUCUUCGGAGCUGGACCCGUAGGUCUUUUGGCAGCCUAUUCUGCGAUACUUCGCGGGGCAUCUCGAGUCUACAUUGUAGAUCAAGUGCAAAGCCGCCUGGACCUUGGCGCGUCGAUUGGUGCCAUACCUAUCAACUUUCGAGACUCAGAUCCUGUUGAACAAAUCCUGGCAAGAGAACCUGGUGGUGUAAGGCGGACUGUGGAAGCUGUUGGUUUUGAAGCGGUCAAUGCGACUGGCCAAACCGAUUCCAGUAUCACUCUACGCAACAUGGUAAACGUCACGGCGGCUAAGGGGGGUAUGGGAGUACUCGGAGUAUUCCCGGAGGGGAUCAACAACUUCGAUAUUGGAUUGGCGUAUCAAAAGCAGGUUAACGUGCAUGGAGGCGUUGUUAUUCCUCUAGAAGUUGCAUCGGAGAUACUACCUCUGAUUAUUUCCGGCCGGGCGAAGCCAAGCUUCAUUGUCAGCAGCAUCAUCGGCAUCGAAGAGGUUCCCGAGUACUUUGCUCGAUUCAGCAGACACGAGGAAACCAAGGUUGUGAUCAGACUAUGA
Dothidotthia symphoricarpi CBS 119687 is the source of this 1071-nucleotide messenger RNA. RefSeq names its product GroES-like protein. Gene Ontology annotation, molecular function: zinc ion binding; oxidoreductase activity. The record is from RefSeq and is a predicted model, not a curated record. The transcript has 2 exons. Bases 1 to 1071 code for a protein of 356 amino acids. NCBI's taxonomy places the organism in Eukaryota, Fungi, Ascomycota, Dothideomycetes, Pleosporales, Dothidotthiaceae.